Molecule: messenger RNA, 9792 nt
Organism: Monodelphis domestica (gray short-tailed opossum)
Lineage: Eukaryota; Metazoa; Chordata; Mammalia; Didelphimorphia; Didelphidae
Gene: COL4A3
Product: collagen type IV alpha 3 chain
Biological process (GO): extracellular matrix organization
Cellular component (GO): collagen trimer
Molecular function (GO): extracellular matrix structural constituent conferring tensile strength
Source: RefSeq, a predicted model, not a curated record
CGGCGGAGGUGGGGAGGGGACUGUACAGCGGGACUGGGUCUGUGCCGCAGGGAGAGAAGGUGUGCUCAGUACCCGCUCUGCAAACUCAGCUGAGCGAUCAGCCUAACUUUGCCCGCCCAGGAUCCCCCAAAUUGAACGAAAUCCGAGGGCGGGGUGCUAAGGGAUGGGGAGCGGAGCCUGAGAAGCGGCAAGAGGAUAUAUGGUACUGGGGCGCCGAGUACAGUAGGCGCAAACAUGAGCCCCGGGGGCGCAUCCGGGAGGAUGCUGCAGCUGAUGCCGUUGACUAGGCUGCUGUUGCUGCUACUCCUUGGGGCGGCUCCUGCUGAGGGCAAGGGCUGUAUCUGUAGGGACAAAGGCCCUUGCUUUUGUGAUGGCAUCAAAGGUGAUAAGGGUGAAAAAGGCUUUCCCGGUUGUCCUGGCAUACCUGGCCAGAAAGGAUUGCCUGGCCCAGAAGGUAUACCUGGACCUCAAGGACCCAAGGGCUCUCCAGGGCUUCCGGGAUUUAUUGGUUCUAAAGGCACAAGGGGAAUGACAGGAUUGCCAGGUUUUUCAGGUCCUCCAGGACUCCCAGGCACUCCUGGGAAUACUGGGCCUUAUGGGCCUCCUGGUAUACCAGGAUGCAAUGGCACAAAGGGUGAGCAAGGAUUUCCAGGACUUCCAGGGACACCAGGUCUUCAAGGGUUCCCGGGUGCCAUGGGCUUAAAAGGAGAAAAAGGAGCUCCUGCUCGUGAAGAAGGUAUAGGAAAUGGUGGAAGAGGUGACCCAGGGUUACCAGGAAUCCCAGGACAUCAGGGUUUGCCUGGCCCCCCAGGGUUUCCUGGGCCAGCUGGACCACAAGGGCCCCCAGGAUUUUUGGGUUUUCCAGGAGAGAUGGGACUUCCAGGACCAAAGGGUCACAUGGGCAUUAAGGGAAUUGGAGAAAAGGGGGAUCAGGGUGUGAAAGGGUUAACAGGACCCCCCGGACCACCAGGUGCAGUUAUUGUGACAUUGACUGGACUGGAAAAUCUAACGGACUACAAAGGGGAUAAAGGAGACAAAGGAUCAGUGGGAGAGCCAGGACCCCCAGGACCAAAGGGGCUACCUGGAGAAUCUCAUGGAUCUGAAGCUGGUACUCCUGGAGACCCUGGCCCUCAGGGGAAACCUGGGAAAGAUGGUGCCCCUGGUUUCCCUGGAUUUCCAGGAUCUAAGGGUGAAAAGGGUUUUCCUGGAUUAAAUGGUGAAACUGGUGUUAAGGGAUUUAAAGGAGACAUGGGCCCAUCAGGAUUUCAUGGUCCAGUAAGUUUCAAUGGAGUUGUCUGUUAUGGCUCUGACCAAAAAUAUAACAAAAUAAGCAAUGUGUUUUUUCAAAGUGGCUGUGAAAAUAUUGCCAUCCAUAACAGAGCUAUCUUCUUAGAGGUCUCCAAGGUCCACCAGGAGAUGUUGGUAGACCAGGAGCCUCAAGACCCCGGUCUUAGAGGUACUCCAGGAUCAGGAAUCAAAGGAAGUAAAGGCGAGAGAGGACCACCAGGCAUGAACACAAUAGGGCCUCCUGGACGUCCAGGAUUCCCAGGCACACCAGGCUACAAGGGGUUACCUGGUCUUCCAGGACCACCAGGCCAAGUAACUUUUCAAGAUGGUCCUCCAGGAGACCAUGGUGAUCCAGGCCAUUUGGGGUCUCCAGGCAUGCCAGGAGCCAUGGGCCCAAAGGUUGAAGCAGGACUGCUAUGUACCCAAUGUACUUAUACUCCAGGACCCCCAGGACUACCAGGUUUGCCUGGGUUAGAUGGUAAAAAUGGAAUUAAAGGGAGGCAAGGACCUGAUGGUUUAAAGGGAAGUCCAGGAACUCCAGGACAUAAAGGUCUACCGGGCUUUCCAGGAUUCCCAGGUUCUCCUGGUGAUCAAGGACUAAAGGGAGAAAAAGGUGAAACAUCACAAGAAGGAGAAGUAGGAGAUCGAGGGGACCCAGGGAUCAGAGGAGACCUUGGGAAAAAGGGCUCAGAUGGAAUCCCCGGAAAACCUGGCUCGAAAGGAUUGCCAGGCCCAAAAGGCGAACCGGUUGUGAAUGGUGAAAAGGGGGAUAGAGGUUUUCCAGGAAAUCCUGGUGACCCUGGGCACCCAGGACCCAUGGGACCAGCUGGACAUUCCAACUAUGGACCACAAGGGGAACCUGGACCAAAGGGAGCUCCAGGUGUACCUGGACUUCCUGGACCACCUGGAAAUGAUGGUCCUAAAGGGGAACCAGGCAUAGUGAACCCAGUACCUGGGCCUCCAGGUCCUCCUGGGUUACCAGGGCUACCUGGCCUCCAAGGCACAAGAGGAAAUCCAGGAUCCAUGGGACCAAGAGGUUACCCAGGUCUUCAAGGGCCUGAUGGUGAAGCAGGAUCCCCAGGAACUGGAGUUCCUGGGACUCCUGGACAAAAGGGGGACAAAGGUUUUCCAGGAGCCAAAGGAUCACCAGGAUGUCCAGGAGAAAUGGGAAAACCUGGGUUGCCUGGAAUACCAGGACUCCCAGGAGCAAAGGGAGAACCGGGUACAGCAAUGCCUGGAAAACCAGGAAAAAUUGGUUUUCAAGGACAAAGGGGAGAUUCAGGGGAAAAUGGAGAGAAUGGACUCCCUGGACUUCCAGGCCUUCCAGGAUCCCCAGGAAAUGAAGGACCAAAUGGACCACCAGGAGAGCCUGGAGUUCCCGGACCUCCAGGAUUAAAUGGGCUUCCAGGAUUAUGUAUACCAGGUGAAAGGGGAACCCAAGGACUUCCAGGUUUAAAUGGACUAAAAGGACCACAAGGAGACAGUGGCUUGGAAGGUCCUAAAGGGGACCCAGGGAUACCAGGCUUAGAUAGGUCGGGAUCCCCAGGAGAACCUGGCCCACCAGGACUGCCAGGUCAUCAAGGAGAGAAAGGAUCUCUGGGUCCAGCAGGACAAUCAGGAGCUCCAGGAAAUCCAGGUCCCCCAGGUCAAAAGGGAGAAGUUGGCAUGAUGGGUCAUCCUGGAACAACUGGACUUCCUGGGAUUCCUGGGAACCCAGGUACCCCAGGACACAAGGGUAACUUGGGAAUUCCAGGAAGAAAAGGGAAGAAAGGACUUCCUGGUACAAAGGGUGAAAGAGGUAAUAAAGGAAAUCAAGGCCCAUCUGCAAUAUCAGAUGAUAUAGGGGAGAAAGGUGAACCAGGACCAGAAGGACCUUUGGGUGACUUCGGCCAGAAAGGAGAGAGAGGUACUACAGGUCUACCAGGAUUACAAGGUCGGGAUGGAAGACCUGGACGACCAGGACUGCCAGGAGUCAGAGGAGAUCCUGGUACCAUGGGUGACCCUGGAAAACCAGGACCAACUGGAGGACCUGGAAGCAUGGGGCACCUGGGAGUACCAGGCCCAAAGGGAAAAAAAGGAACUGAAGGUCACCCAGGUAUAGCUGGCAGACCAGGUCUCCCUGGUAUUCAGGGCAUGAAGGGAGAAAAAGGAGAACCAGGCUAUACCAAGGAUGCACAGCCAGGACCUCCAGGGCCAAAGGGAGAACCAGGACCCCCUGGUUCCUUAGGCAAGAAAGGGAAAAAAGGACUACCAGGCCCACCAGGCCCAGUAGGACCUGCUGGAACUGAAGGGGACCAAGGAAGUUCUGGAAACCGUGGACAUCCAGGACAGCCUGGACCUGCUGGUGAUUUGGGAUUUAAAGGAUGCAAAGGUUUUCCUGGUACUCCAGGAAUGAAAGGACCUCCAGGUCCUCCAGGAGCCCCAGGACCUCCUGGACCAAUGGGUGAAAAAGGUACACAAGGAGGGGAUGCAUUUCCUGGUCCAGCAGGAGAAAAAGGAGAAUUAGGUCUGCUAGGGGCACUUCCAGGUCCAAGAGGUCUUCCAGGUUUAGAAGGAAUCAAAGGAAAUAAAGGAAGACCAGGUUUCCCUGGUAUCCAUGGUAUGAAAGGUGUGAUGGGAGAUGUGGGACCAAUAGGCCCCCCAGGAAUGACAGGACUACCAGGGCCACCAGGUUUUCCCGGUGCACUAAUCCCAGGCCAAAAAGGAAAUAAAGGUCUUCCAGGCUUGAGAGGAAGUCCAGGUGAUCCUGGCCCUCCAGGACCCCCUGGUAAUCACACAGGAAUAAAGGGAGAAAAAGGUUUUCCAGGAGACCAAGGUCCAACAGGUCAACCAGGAAUCAUAGGAGACCCUGGGCCCCCUGGGCAUCUGGGAAUGCCCGGCACCCCAGGUUUUCCAGGUUCUCCAGGUGAACUUGGGUUUCAAGGAUUUCCAGGAAGGACAGGAGAAAAGGGUAAUAUAGGACCUCCAGGACCAUUUGGACCUCCAGGGUCAAUUGGGCCAAAAGGACCUCCUGGUCAGCCUGGAGGCCCUGGAACAAUUAAAGUUAUAUCCCUGCCAGGGAGCCCAGGACCUCCUGGUCAACCUGGAGAACCAGGAAUGCAGGGAGAACCAGGACCACAAGGACCUGUUGGCUACCCAGGCCUUCAAGGACUAAGAGGUCAACCAGGGAAACCUGGAAAACCAGGAAUUCCUGGACCAGUUGGAGAAAAAGGCAACAAAGGAUCUAAAGGAGAAAUUGGACCUCCCGGGUCAGUUGGAUUGCCCGGAUUAAAAGGAAAACCCGGAAACUUUGGACCACCUGCAACUGGGCCAUCUAUCAGAGGUUUUGUUUUCACCCGUCACAGCCAAUCAACAGAGAUUCCUUCCUGCCCAAGAGGAACAGAACCCCUUUAUAGUGGCUAUUCUCUUCUCUUUGUGCAGGGAAAUGAACGAGCUUAUGGACAAGACCUUGGAACUCUUGGUAGCUGCCUACAACGUUUUACCACAAUGCCAUUCUUGUUCUGUAAUACCAAUGAAGUGUGCAAUUUUGCAUCCCGAAAUGACUAUUCAUAUUGGCUGUCAACUACAGCACAGAUGCCAAUGAACAUGGCCCCAAUCACUGGCAGAGCUCUGGAGCCUUAUAUUAGCAGAUGUACAGUCUGUGAAGGUCCUGCAAUGGCCAUAGCAGUUCACAGUCAGACCACUGACAUCCCUUUAUGUCCUGAUGGCUGGAUUUCUCUUUGGAAAGGAUUUUCUUUUGUCAUGUAUACAAGUGCAGGCUCAGAAGGCUCUGGGCAAGCACUAGCAUCCCCUGGUUCUUGCCUGGAAGAUUUCCGUGCCAAUCCAUUUAUAGAAUGUCAUGGCAGGGGAACUUGCAACUACUAUUCAAAUUCUUAUAGUUUCUGGUUGGCUUCAUUAAAUCCAAGAAGGAUGUUCAGAAAACCUACUCCAUCUACUGUGAAAGCUGGAGAACUAGAGAGGAUCAUCAGUCGCUGUCAAGUGUGCAUGAAGAGAAGAGACUAACUAAAUCACAGAAAAUAAAACUGCUACCAAAGCAGAGAAUGGUCAUUUUUAAAGCAAUGAUCUAACAAAUAGCAGUCUAGCUAUGCUACCACAGAAAUUCUGAUUAAGAAUAAAAUUGCUGUAGUGUGUGCCACCAGAUUACUCACAAAAGUAUUACUACAGCCUUUAGAUCACUGUUGGCUUAAAGUAUCAAAUAAAUGGUGGUUGAAAAGAAACUAAAUGCCCCAAAUCAAAUGGGGUAUGCCUCAAAGUAUACUUAAGGCUCAUUUACCUGCUCUCCAAGACUCCAGGGAAAGUUAAUUCUUGGCUCCUAAAGGAUAUCGAGAAGACUUUUCCAAUAGGCAAAAGUAUCCUGGACAAAUGUUGACUGAUUUAUUAUACUUGAUAAAGUCUAGGACAAAACUGACCCUGUCUCAGGACUACAUAUUUCCCAAAGCCCAUUCAAACCACUUAAGUCUUCUAUCAGCAGGAAACCCAGGGCUGAUACUAACCCAAAAAGGGAACACUAAUGAAAAAAUUUUUAAGUGUAUGGACUCAUUGCAUGUCUUAUUGUAACACUUACCUAGUGAAAUAUGUAUAUAUAUAUAUAUAUAUAUAUGUAUAUAUACAUAUAUAUGUGUGUGUGUGUGCCUUACUACCAUAAAGUGACAUAUAAUGUUAAAGAUAUCAAAUUAUCACUCAAAGUAGGCAAAACUCAAGCCAUUUAAAUAUUCAUUUUAACAGACUAUUUUCUAUCUGCCCUUUGAAAAUAUUCUUCUCUUUAACACUUCUCCCAAUCCUCUAGACUCUUCUAUUGGGAAAUGGAUAUACUUAACUUCCCACCUCACUCUCCAACGUCCUGGGGAUGAUCAGUUACCCAUGGCCAGAAAGGAAGUAGGGCAAAUGAGCAGCCAAGGUGAGAGUUAUUAGAUAGACAGCCUAUGUGCUACAGUGGUAUCUAUGAAACAGUAAAAGAGCCCAAAGGCUUCCAGGACAAUCAGAAGCAAGGAUCACUUGAUCUGUAGAGGAGAAAUAGGACCAUGGAUAUCAUUGAAGUAUUCCUACAAGUGUCAAUGCUAACUAAUCAAAUUCAGUUAUAAUCUUGCUCAAAACAGCUAUUCUUUGAUGUAAUUUUGCAUUCUUCUCACUGGUAGACUUAUUUUCUUGUUUGUCAUCUUAUAAAAUGUUUCCUAUGUAAAAAGCAACUUGUUAAAUUAACUGGCAAUGCACAUAAACCAGAAUGCUUAAAAAACAGAAUGCUUGGAUAAGCUUCAAAUGUUCUGCAUUGUUACAAGGGAAUCACUUUAAAGGACUGAUAUAUAUUAAUUUAAGGUCGCCAAGGAAUCAGCUAUGUAAUUCCUAAAUGAAAAACUCAAGUCAGCCGUCAGCCUUUUUUGGAGUUUAAUUACAAUAGGAGCAAGAAAGGAAUUAGAGAUAUAUAUAGAGAGAGAAAGGGGAGAGAAGGGAAUAGGGCUUAAAUACCCCUUCUGUUUUGGCUGGGCCAAAAGGCCCAAGCCCUUAGAUAGCUGGGGCAAAGAAAAGAGAUCAGUCCCUUUCACUCACGUGUCCAAAAUGGAGAAACAGUCUCAGAGGCCCCCACCUUCAGCUUCCUCCAGAGCAAGCUUCCCCCGACCCAGGAACCACACCGACCAAAAAAAUCCACAACCCUUCAGUCUCCAGACCCUCCUAUCUUUAAGGACACCAUCCAAGUUGCCUCCCCUCAGUCCUCACAUCUACCAAUCACUCUUCAUCAAUUUCCCUGUCAAUGGAGGCUCUCGCUUAACCCAGGACCGCCCAGAGGUUUCUGGCUUUUGCACAUGUCUGUUGAAGGUCAUAUUUUCAAAUGAUUAAAUCUAUACUCCUUUGCUACAGCCCUUUCUAAAUCCUGUUAACCUGAGUAGGGUAGAGAUUGGAAUAAUUAAAUUUUGAUCUAGGCUGCAGCCCUUACUCAAUCCUAUUAGGACUGAAUAGGGUGGAGAUUUAUUCCAAGUAUCUCCAUUGUAUCAAUUCUAAAAUCAAUCAAGACUCAAAGAAAUUCCUGUUCUAUGCUUAAGCAUAGAUCAAAGUCCUUUCCAUUGUUCAGCAAAGGGUUUCUGUCCUAAAGUAAUCUUAAGAAGGGAAGAGAAGGAACCUCCCAUGCCAAUGGAGUUCCCAUUCCAAUAGACUAUCAGUAAGAAAUUUUCCAAGUAUGAAAUAUCCCAAUGGUGAAAUUUUCAACAAUUAUAAGUCUAAGGAAAUUUGAGGUUUACAGCAUAUAUAAUGAUUACUAUCUUCUAUGGCUACAAAGGAUCCCAGGUCUCCCACAUUUUUUGCCUUCUGUAGCUCUCUCUAGAUCUGCCAUCAUGUCUAAAAGUUCAAUAGGCAUGGGAAAAGAAUUUAACACUGACUGUUAAUACUGAUUGCAGCUUGCUUUUGGAGGUCUUAGAGAAGAGACCCUGAGAGUUGGAUGAGAGCCCUCUGAUUUGUACCAUAUUCUCAUCAGCUUACCUCACAUCAAACUCUAACUCAAAGGAAAGGAAAAAAAUAAACAAAAAAAAGUUUAUAUAAAAUAAUGUAUAAAAAAUGGACAUGGAUUCCAGAAAGACCUGAAUACAGGUUCCCUUCUCUGCCACAUGUUGUUUCUGAGACCUAGGGCAAAUAAUUUAAUUUCUCUGUGCUCUAGAAAACUUUAUAGGUUGCAAAGAUACCCAACUCCAUUGGUGGAAGGAUUUUCCUUAGCUGAGAGUUUCUGGUAUUAAUGAAAUCACAAGUCCAGUCAGUGUUCUAAACUCUCCUAGAACCAAGCCUUUCAACUCUCUCUAUUUUAUUUCCUGAGAAAUGUUUCAAUAAAAACAGAAAAUCAAACUUUUACUAAAUAUAUGACUAUAUGUUUAAAGUUUCCAAGAACAAGUGAAUGCUUUUUAUUAUUUUAUUUGUUGUUUUUAAACUAUCUCCUUUAAAAGGAAACAUGAUAACUCUGCUAGCAGAAAUAUUUUAGGAAUUCCUUUAUACAAGGCGUGCCAAAAGGCUAUUAAAAGGCAAUAGCCCUUUAAGCUUGAACUGGCAUUAUUUAUAUACACUAAGACAGUAUUUUGCAAAUGUCUCCUCAUUUUUUUUAAACCCUUACCUUCUACCUUAGAAUUAACACAAUGUAUUGGCUCCAAGACAGAAGAGCAGUAAGGGGUAGGCAAAGGGGGUUAGUGACUUACAUAGGGUCAUACAUCUAGGAAAUAUCUAAGGUCACAUUUGACCCCAACCUCCUUUCUCUAAGCCUGGUUCUCUAUCUACUGAGCCACUUAGCUGCCUCCCAUCAUUCAUUUUCAAGCAUGUAAAUGAGAUUGUUUUACAAAUCUAUAGUCACAGAUUUUUGAAGCUAGGAAGGAUUGCAAAGAUCAACUAGGGACCCAUCUUCUUACUUUAAAGAUAAGUAAGCUGAGACUAAGUUGCCACAGCUAAUUAACAGGAAAAGACAGAAUCCAAAUCUUUUUACUUCCAGUGCUAUGAGUAUGGCUAAACUGCAAAUGAAAUCCUAUUCAAAAAUUGGGCAUAAUGUACUGAAGUCAUUUGCAUAAACUGCAUACUAAUACAUUUUAUAUGAUAUAGUACUUUCAAUUAUUUCAUUAUUUCUGACUUUUAAAAAAUAAUCAAUUUCUGUUAGAAAUUGAUUAGCUUUUUAGAUUAAAUAUGAAUAAUUAAUCAUCUCUUUUAAAAAUCUGUAGUUUCAAAGUGGGAUUUAGCAGUCUGUAAAAAGAUUUCCCAAAGGCUUGUUUUAACAGGAUAAACAUUUUUUUAAUUUUCCAAAUUAAAUUAAUUAAUGUAAUUCUUGGCAGUUAGAAUUUUAAAAAUUAAACAACAAAUUUUUCUAUAUGUCAAAUGUCAUGCAACUACCCAAUGUCAUUUAACAUUAUAUAUACAAGAAAUGAAGUGCUACUUUUAAACACUUAGUGUUUUGUGGUUCAAGAAAUGGAUAACAUUAUUAUAUAAAUAUUUCAGUGAAUAGAACUAAAGUGGAAAAUGUUGCUUUUUAUAUUUUAUUGAUGCUGACUCACAAACUAAAAAUAAAAUUAAUAUUUGAUCUAAAAUAUUGAAUGAAUUAUUGCCUUUAACUUUUAUAAUAUUAGUUAGGGAAGAAUAUUUUAUAGAUUUUCACAUUUGCAGAAUUGUCAAAGUAGGUCUUUGAUUUGUUUCAUAAAAUGCAAACCUUAGCCAGGUUAUAACUAGGAUUGUAGAAGGAAGGAAUAGUUGUCUUGAUAAAAGGAAAGGGUUACAAACAUAAAACAAAAUUAUUAGUAAAACAAUUUACCUUUCCUAGACCACUUUUGUGCACGCCUCCCUCAUUCCUGGUCCAGUCCUACCCAACAUCUCACCCAAAUGAAAGACAAAGCUGCCUUUAAGGCUUCCCUAGCUUCUCUAUGAAACAAAUGUUGGUCUCCAUGGCCGAGAAUGAUGCCUUUGAACUUUCCAAAUGUUCUGUGGGUUUAUCAAAUUGUAUUAACUUGUAUUACAGUGAUCUGUAUACAAUAUGGUCUCCUGAUAGAUUAUAAA